AUGCCGCGCCUGAGAGGGACGAGAUACCUGAGUUGCUUCUACUGCGGCAAGAGGUCCAACACCAAAUAUGAUGGCGUCACGAGCCAGUUUCUCUGCCUAUUCUGCGAUGCGACCAACUACCUCGAUGAAAAUGGAGAGAUUACGGAUCCUCCAGUAGCCACCGAGCGUGAAGCUCCCGCAACACAAUACGCAGUACCACGACAGUCGCCUCCCUCAUCACCGAGGGAUAGUAUCUUUUGCUCGACAUGCCUCAAGAAUCAGCGUCUAUUUACGUCCUCACUCGCCCAAUAUCUCCCCGACGACCCGAACCAUCCCGAUUACCCUGAACUCGAGCGAAAUUACUACCGAUACCGAAAGGGGUUGGAGGAGCGAUACCCUCAGGUCUGCGAUGAAUGCGCCGAGCGGGUAGAGGGUCAGAUUCGUCGGGCGGGAUACACUGCCAAGACGGAUCAUCUACGACGGAUGAUGGAGAAGAGUCGAGGGAGAAGGACUGAUCCAGGGAGGAAUACUGCGUUGGACUGGGCCAACAGCUUGGGGAGGGGACUGUGGUGGGGAGGACUGGCGAUGCAGAUGCUCUGGCACAUCAAGACGUUGUCAUUUGUGUUGGAGCAUCCAGAUGAGGGGAUGUAUGACCCAGACGACAAGAGCUGGCCGACCAUGGCAGUGGCUGCUCUAUCAUGGGCUGUUGCAUUUCUCCCACCAGCCGACACUUUGAUCAGCGGGGCGGUUACGGCGAGCAUACUAUCUGCGUGGUGGAACCCCCAGUUUGUGCAGUGGUAUUCCUUCCAAGGGCUGAUCAUCUUCUUCCGCAUCUUGUUCCGCCGGGUGCUCGAGAUGAAUGGAGGCAGGGGACAGUCGAGGAGUGCUCAGUUGAGCGCUCAUCUUGUCAUGUCGAUUGUCAUGAUUAUGAUCUACUCUUUUGCAAGGAGGUCCAUCAAAGUUGAUACCACACCCCUUUUUGGUAACUCCAGUGCCACCAUUUCACCGAAACCCAAGAUCACGAGGAGGAAGAAGGAGGAAUCAAAAACAUUUUCUGAGUUGCUGAACGAGGCACUGGACUCACCAACUCCUGCGCCUCAGCAGCGAGAUCUAUUCAGUCAACCACUUGUUAAUCCACUACCACGGCCAUACCCUCCUAGCAACCCCGUGAGGAUCCCAGAGAGCCCUCAUGCUCAAUUCAACAGCCUCAACCUCUCUCCACAGAGGACUCAGGCGGUGCAGUACUCGGAUGAGAUGGACUGGACUCCUACCGAGUCUCCAGCUCCGUCACAACACCGAGCCUUUCGCGAGGCGCCUCUAUCCAACGGCCCGAGACCGGCUUUUGGAGAAUCGCCCGUCGGCAAUGAGCAGAGCCCUUUUUGGUACAAAGUUCCCGCGGCACCGACGACUCCAUCCCAACGACUACGGAACCCACCCAAUGCGCCUGUUUUGAGGGGUAAGCCUGUCGAGCAGGAGAGCAUCUUUUUUCGGGGUGCGGCCAAGGCUCAAGCACAGCAGCAGCAGGAGGAUGAGGAAGUUUCUUUUAAGCCGCCGAGUUUCUUUGCGCCUCAGAAGACCAAUGAUGCGGCCAAUAGCUUGGCUGACAUGUUGAGUCAGAGCUUCAGCUUGAGCCAGGAGAGUCAGCCGGCUGAUGCCUCGGCACGACGACCAUCUAGGUGGACUGAAGAAAAGCCUGCUGUAGCUAUACAGCCUAAAAUGGACAAGCUGGGCGUCGAGUUUAUGGCUCUCGCUGCGCUGCUUGUCGUGUGGGGACUCGCCUUAGCUAUCCACACCCCGUUCCGUCGAGAGGUGCAACUGGCAUUGCUUUCUGCAGCUGGGACAAUCGCACUGCGGGUGACGGGCGAAGCUAGUAAGGAGACAAAGGAAGAGAAAGGCCCAAGCACAGCAACAUACGUGGGUUCUGUGUUGAGCGUCAUGGAGCUAGCAGCUGUCUGCUGGCUUGGGUGGGAGGUCUGGCAGGGAACUACAGAUGCCGGCAAGUAUGGCAUCGGUGUCUUGACAGUUAUGCUCGGACAUCAGGUUUGGAGCAGCGUGGUUUGA
This is a messenger RNA of Fusarium vanettenii 77-13-4, 2040 nucleotides long. RefSeq lists its product as uncharacterized. The record is from RefSeq and is a predicted model, not a curated record. Gene Ontology annotation, biological process: nuclear inner membrane organization. Bases 1 to 2040 code for a protein of 679 amino acids. Lineage: Eukaryota; Fungi; Ascomycota; Sordariomycetes; Hypocreales; Nectriaceae. Gene Ontology annotation, cellular component: microtubule organizing center attachment site; mitotic spindle pole body; nuclear inner membrane. The transcript has 4 exons.